AUGCACACUAAUUGUGAUCUGUUACUGCCCUUCCAUAUACAUAUAUGGCUUGUGAAUGUGUUGAACACGAACGAUCAUCCGCAACAGGCGCGCAAAAGUAAAUCCAGCAUACCAAUCGCGAGCGAAAGUGCCGAGGUUAUCAAUCUGCGCAAUACACUGAAGAAGAGUAGGAGUUUGUUGGAUACAUCCAACAACAGCGACGCUUCGCGCGGGCUUUUGGCGCCCUCCCGGUCUAUUAUGGGCACCUACCGCAAAAACCGCAAGAAAGCGCCGUCUUGGAGUCCGGGCAAGGCCGAGGGCGGGAAACCACCGAAAGUCAUGUCCGAUUGCAAUGCAUUCUCAGAAUUUCAGGACGAAUAUCCCGAUAGUGCCACCAAAAGUUGGCGUGGGCGGAUGAGUCGAUUGACUCUGAAGAAGGGCAAGUCCAGUCCCCAAUUGCGGGACGAUGCGAUGAAGCAACAGACGGCUGCUCUCUCGUCUCAACAACACCGCCACACAUACUCCAUCAUGGGAUGGGUACGCGGGCACAACAAGGAUCCUCUACCACAGACGGAGUCGGACAAUGAAUCUGCCCUGCCUCAAUCCACAACAAAUGGGACCGGUCCCAUGAUAGGAUAUCCGUUGGAUAAAUACUUUGCCGAACUGUUUCAACAAGACUUGGCUGAGCCCGAACCUUUAUUCGCAGUAGGAUCAGCUACGGUAAUCUCUGAAACCCCCAGUGUUGAAAUGCCAGGCCAGGGUACCGACGAACUGCAGAGGCAACGCAUUCUACAGCUGGCCACGUCCGCAUUUGGAUGCGAAAAUUGGGAAUCGUUUGAGACGCUCUUCGACGAAACGUUCCUAAAACUGAAAUUAGAAUUGGAUAAGGAUGAAGUGCUGUACCGAUAGCAGCAACGCUGGUUCUAGCCCCUCAUUGAUAGGGUUGCUACAGUUCAGGUUUAGGGCGUUAAACCCCUACAAAUUCCACUGUGAAGUCUAAGGUUGACUUGAAAGAGAAACUGCACCUGUGCAUGGGUGCAUGGUGGCAAUGCAAUGGUAAGGUUGUUUUAGGGCUGUAGCCAUGCUUUGCAUUAGCCAGAGGCUUGCGGGUGGGUCGCCCCCGAAAGCCCAAAGCCCCAUGGGUUCCAGACACGAAACUCUAAAAACCCUAGUAACCCUACAACCCAACUUUUGCUGGGUUGCAAUGGGUCGUAUUGUAGUUGGGUGCAGAAGACACCAUAAACACUAAACAGGACAGGUCUCGCGUGCCAGUGGCCGUUGCAAGGCCAAGCGGCCUACCGUGUGGCGCGGGCCAAUUGUCGUACGCAAUCGGACGGUUUGUCGUACAAACAGGCGGUUGUACGACCUCUGAUGGCACACGCCCCCUAUUGCAGUCAACUGCAACCUGCGUUCAUUGAAUCUCGUGGAAUACGUUUGCGGUGAUACUCUACAAGUAUACGGCACACACACUACACACACACUACACACACACACCAACGGUGUUCGGAGAGUGCACACAGCACCUCACCAGUCUACAGGCGUAAGGGGGUGUCUGCCUUGAACCAGAAGUGGCGUCUGUGGGAGACGGUCAUAUCGAGUCGAAGUCGGCGAAUCGCAACUCCAAGGAAGACUCUCACAACAGGUCGCAUUGGGUAAGGGGGAUUCCAGAAACCUUAAAACCCUACACGUCCUGUGGCCGGGAUGUGUGUAUGGGGGGUGGGGAUGGGAGGGAAAACUCCGCAUAUGACAUUCUCAUACGACAUACUCGUGCGACAAACGCAUACGACAUACGCAUACGGCAUACGCAAUGGCAUAAGUGUCGCAUUAUGUGCCAUUGAAUGGAUAACGGUGUAUCAACGCACCCCUUGUGUUGAAGGUCGCUUGCGUUGAAACCGGCUUCAUGACUGUUCCUCAGAGGCCCUGGAAGAGGUGUCGCACCGAAUAAAGCCUCUGGUGAGUGUUAUACGCAACACAACAGAAACACUAUACAGCGUACUGAACUACUUGGAGAAAUGAGAUGCGGAUACGAAUGCUUUCCCGUAGUUCCGAGCAAGUCUUCUGAGGCAUGGUCACUAUAUGUAAGUUUGCUAUACACCACAUGGAGACAUGUACAUCCCUUCCGAAAGCAAACACAAAGACGAGGGCGGUUGGCGUUGCGUUUGGAUUGUCCUGAAAGAAGGGCCGGUGACGUCAAGAUGGGGUGCAGCAGGAGAGGUGCACAUGAUAGAAGCACAUUGUACAGAAUGAUACAAGCAUAUGUGCAUGAAAAUCAACUCACGAUACAAUCAUAUGUGCAUGACAAUCAAGCCAUGAUACAAGCAUGUUGCAUGCACAUAUGUAGGUUGAUUAUAUGGUAUAAUCUGCAUAUAAAUUCAAGUAGCAUAGGCAUGACAUGCGUUGAGCACAUGGUCAUCGUAUGCACAUUCCACCCCAUGAGGUGCACACUCGACACCACAUCAUUUGAACACUAUAUAUCACAUUAUUUGGACACCAUAAAUUGUACCAUUUGAGUAUAGAUAUAAACAUAAAAGUCGCGACAAACA
Messenger RNA from Sphaeroforma arctica JP610, 2522 nucleotides. RefSeq lists its product as hypothetical. The transcript has 5 exons. NCBI's taxonomy places the organism in Eukaryota, Ichthyosporea, Ichthyophonida. The record is from RefSeq and is a predicted model, not a curated record. The coding region runs from base 1 to 888 and encodes 295 amino acids.